Molecule: messenger RNA, 1086 nt
Organism: Centropristis striata (black sea bass)
Lineage: Eukaryota; Metazoa; Chordata; Actinopteri; Perciformes; Serranidae
Product: GTPase IMAP family member 7-like
Exons: 2
Coding region: 1-1086 (361 amino acids)
Molecular function (GO): GTP binding
Source: RefSeq, a predicted model, not a curated record
AUGUGUAUCUUCUUGUUUGAAAAAAACGUACAAAAAUUGCACAGUAUUAAUGAUGGAUUUUUUUUUCUUUCAGUGUCCGACAGAAAGACGAUUGUCCUCUUGGGAAAAACUGGAGUUGGGAAAAGCAGCCUGGCUAACACCAUAUUUGGAGAAAAACUGUUCAAAAUUGGCAACACUGGCAACUCUGAAACAAGUGAAUGUCAAGCAAAAACCAAAUCUGUCAAUGGAAGAAGCAUCACCUUGAUCGACACUCCUGGUUUCUUUGACACAGACAGACCUGAGGAGGAGAUGAAGGCUGAGAUAGUGAGGUGUAUCACAGAGUGCUCUCCUGGGCCUCAUGCUUUUGUCAUUGUGCUUAAAGUGGAGAGAUUCACAGAGCAAGAACAGGCUGUCAUCACAAGAAUAAAAGAAUACUUUUCUGAGGAAGUCUUUAAAUACACAACUGUUCUCUUUAUUCAGGGUGACCAGCUCGAUGAAGGACAAACAAUUGAGCAGUAUUUCUGCAAUAAUAAGGCUGUGAGUGAUCUUGUUAAGAAGUGUGGAGGACGCUGUCAUGUCAUUGAUAAUAAAUACUGGAAGAACGACCAGCAGGAUGAAUACAGAAGCAACAAGUUCCAGGUGGAGAAGCUCCUCAAGACAAUAGAUGAGAUAACUGAGGCAAACAGAGGAGGCUGCUACACCAAUGAGAUGCUACAAGCAGCAGAGGAAAUGAUCCAACAAGAGGAGGAGCGCAUUAGAAAGUCAUCACCAAACAUGUCAGAGGAAGAGAUCAGAGAGCAGGCUAAGGGCAGCAUAUUCAAGAAGAUUUUGAUCAAACUGGCAGGUAUUACAACAGGUGCACUGUUAGGAGCUUUGCUUGGAGGAGCUGGGUGGUCUGUAUUACCCACAGUUAAAGUGGCAGUUGUAGGGUCCGCUGCAGUGGGAGCUGUGGUUGGAGGUUUUAAAGGAUAUCAUGCAGCUGAGGAUGCAGAGACAGUAGAGGAAGGAGCAGUGAAAGCAGCAGAGGCUGUCUGGGAUGAAGCCAUAUCUGUUUUAGAUAAAGCAAACGAUUUCAUGGACAGACUAUCACACCUGAAAAAAGAAUAG